Anthonomus grandis grandis is the source of this 2918-nucleotide messenger RNA. RefSeq names its product titin-like (gene Cpap1-h). The transcript is spliced from 12 exons. Gene Ontology annotation, molecular function: chitin binding. The record is from RefSeq and is a predicted model, not a curated record. Bases 436 to 2805 code for a protein of 789 amino acids. Gene Ontology annotation, cellular component: extracellular region. NCBI's taxonomy places the organism in Eukaryota, Metazoa, Arthropoda, Insecta, Coleoptera, Curculionidae.
ACCAGUUAAGUCACAUCGACCAUCGCGCGGGUCGGUCUCAAGUGCGUUCACUCUAUUAUCAAAACAAUAAAAUCAAAUGCUACAACGUCUUUACCAAAUUUACGAAAAUUUAAGCAGCCAAUUAGAAAAAUACAUUCCGGACUACGUUUCGGACUAUUUCCGUCUUGCCCUUUUCGGGAUCUAUGCGUUUUCUCCUAUUAGUGUCUAUUCAGUGAAAAGUUUCAUUUUCAAGUAAAAUUAAGAAACUUCUUGUUUUGUAUAUUCAAUUUAUCGCGUUAACGCUCGUUUUAAGUUUGGUGACUUAUUUGUACAUAGUUUACGUUGCCAAAGAACUUUAUUAGUGGAGCGAAGUGAAAUAUUAUGUUCUAAAUUAAACUUUUCUCUUCUAGGAGUAAUUUCUUUUGUGAUAUCAUUAGACGCGUUUAUUGAAUAAGAAUGAAACGACCUCCCGGGCUGUGGAUCCUAUUAUCGGCAGGUGUUUUAUGGUUAUGUCUGCAAGAUGUCUAUGGAAUAAGGGCGACGGCCUUAAUCUUUGGCAAAUCUACCACAUCUACUACUACAGAAGCUGCUACAUCUCCGAUAGCAGAAGAUAGGGUAGAUUCUGAGUCUGGUAGUGAUGCAGAACCAGCCUCUAGUAGUAAUAGUACAGCAGAUUCCAACAGCACCACACCCACUUUAACAGGGAUUCCGCAAAUUGACUACGUAUGGGAUCCGAAUUUGCCCAAGGAAUUGAAUGGGUAUAACUUGUCGGAUUACCCCUUCUAUGAAAGGGUACCAGACGAGAAAUUUGAUUUUAAGUGUGAUGGACUCCACGAUGGGUUUUACGCAAGUAUACCCCAUAAAUGUCAAGUCUAUCACCAUUGUCUGUUCGGUACGAGGUAUGAUUUCUUGUGUGCCAACUACACUGCCUUCGAUCAAAAGACUUUUAUUUGCCAAUUUGUGUCAGAGGUCGAUUGUGAAAAUUCUAAGAAGUUCUGGCAUAGAAAUGAUGCCUUGUAUCAAGCUCAAAGCACUACAACUGCAGCCCCACCGAAUUUGAGGGCAGCGAUUUAUACGACUGCUCCACCGAAUGGUGCUGAUCCGGUAACGCCAAUUCCAAGCGGACCUGCAGGUGGCAGAAAACCAUUCCGAAAAAGAAGACCCCAAGUGCAAUACUACGAUGAUGAAUAUUAUGAUGAGGAGUAUUAUGAAGAAAGACCAAGAGUAAAUAGAGGGCGACCCCUACGACGGCCUAGACCACGUCCUAGGCCUGCGUACGAGGAUGACUAUGAAGAGUAUGAAGAUGAAAGAUAUGAAAGUCGUCGAAAUAAUAGAAGACGUCCCUAUAGAAAUCGUAGAAAAAACAAAGAUCGUAGAAGGCCAGCAGAAUACGAUGAAGACGAAGAAGUCGAUGAUAGAUUUGAAGAUGAAGACUUUAUAGAUGCACCCAAACGUCCCAAGGCUCAAUCAAAGCGCCCUCAAGAAGUGGAAAAACCAAAACGCAAACCACAAAGGAAACCAAAUCGUCGUCCAGUAUACGAUGACGAAUAUGAUGAAGAUGAUUUACCACAAUCCGACGAUAGUCGUAGCUAUGAAGAACGACCAAAAAAGAACAAAUUUAGAAAAGAAGAGCAAGAAGAAGAUGCGACAAGCAGUGAUGGCAGACCGAUUAUUAAAUCAUCAACGGGAACAAUUUAUGAUAGACCACGGGUGGCGCCUAGGAUCAAUUUGCCUGUACCCAAAAAUGCUGCUGAGAAGUUCUCGUAUAAAGCCCUUGGAGGAGGAAAGACUUCCACAACUACUACUACGACUGUGGCACCAAAAGCAGAAAGUGAAGAGUAUGAUGAAAUUGAAGAGCCUCCAAAACGGCCAAACAGAAGACCAGUAAAAGUAAAACCCAAAAAUGAUGAUUCGCGAAGUCAGCAAAGUGCUUCUAGGCCAAGUAGAAGAAAACCUGAAGUAGAAGAGGUUGUAGAGAAAACUACACAAAAACCAAAGUAUAGUUCGGGCAGUAAUAGGUAUCAACGCAAAAAGCCAAAACCACCCGUUCAAGAAGAAGAAUACUAUGAUGAAGAAGAAGAUGUCAUUCAAGAAGAGGUACAAGAAAGACGACCAUCACAAAAAUAUGAGAGCAAAAGAACUAGCACAACAAGUACUACUACUACCACAACUACGAGUACUACCACAGAAGCACCGAAGAAGGAGCCUAUAAUGCGGAUAAUCAAACGGCCUUUCCUACCUAGUAGGGGAGGCGAUCCUUAUAGUCCUAGAGGACUUAAACCUCUUGGAUUAAAGGCUGUUGAACCACAAGAAUCCGAAAAUGAAUCUGAAGAAUCUGUCGCUGAAAAACAACCUAUUCCCCAAGAAGAUUAUCCUGAAGAGCCACGCCCCAAUAAAGUCUUUAAACCGUCACCGGUCAUUGUCAAAGUUCCCGUACGACAAAAAUACAUCCCGCCCUCUGCCGAAGCUCAAGAACUAAUCGAGUUAGAACCAUCCAGACUGCAAAAUUAUAAAUCCGGUCCAAGGACCACCCAGAAACCGAAAGUAAUCGAAAAAAAUCCGAUAUACGAUGACGAAUACGAUGUUACACUCAAUGACGCCCUUAAUCCCACUUUACCAAAUUUACCAGUAAGGGCUUUUCCAACGGGCUUUAGUUCACCCGGUGUUGGUGACUUUUAUACCAGACAGAGAUACGUAUUGGAACCAGUUGUAAAUCAAAAUAAUUAUGCAUUGCAGAAUAAUAAAGUAGUAAGGAGCUCGCAGAACCAGCAGAGAUUUGAACCGUUACCACAAAGACAGACGCAAGCGAUUUAUUCGCGUUACUGAAUACUCAAUUUUAAAGCCAUAUUUUGAUAGUUUUUUUUUAUUAAUUUUAGGUACUUGAUGGUUGUGUAUGAUAUGUUGUAAAUUUAGAUAAGAUUAAAAAACAUAAAAAAUAA